AUGGGCUCCUGCAAAUUCCGUACACUCUCAUCCAUCAUGUUCUCUCUCCUUUUCCUCACAGUGGUAAUGUCAGUUGAGUUUGAAGUCGGAGGCAAAGACGGCUGGGCCAUUCCCGAUUCGAAGAACGACCAACUCUACGACCACUGGGCUUCAAACAACCGCUUCAAUGUCAACGAUACUCUUCGGUUUGAGUACAAGAAAGACUCGGUUUUAGUGGUGAGUGAAGAGGAGUACAACAAGUGCAAAUCGUCUCACCCUAUAUUCUUCUCCAACAACGGCAACACCGUCUUCAAAUUUGACCGACCGGGCUUGUUCUACUUCAUCAGCGGAGUCGCCGGACACUGCGAGAGAGGGCAGAAGAUGAUCAUCAAGGUUCUAGAGCCCGUGAGCCAGCCGCCACCGCCGCCGCCGUCCAGCGGUGCUGCUGUCGAAACCGUGUCUUCUCCAAUUCUUGUUCUCCUUAUGAUGAUCAUCAUGUCAUUGUUUGGGGCCAUUUUUGUUUGAUUUUUUGGUGCGUUUAGUGGUACUUGUUGAACCUCGUUUUUUAUUUUUAAAAAAAAAGUUAAAUUAGGUGACUGCAAAAGGAACUAGUAGCUUUAUUUUAUUUGGGUCAUGGAAUUUGAUUUUCUUAUCUAAUUUUUUCCUUUGAAACUAUGUUGUAGUG
Rhododendron vialii is the source of this 664-nucleotide messenger RNA. RefSeq names its product early nodulin-like protein 5. The record is from RefSeq and is a predicted model, not a curated record. The coding region runs from base 1 to 504 and encodes 167 amino acids. The transcript has 2 exons. Lineage: Eukaryota; Viridiplantae; Streptophyta; Magnoliopsida; Ericales; Ericaceae. Gene Ontology annotation, molecular function: electron transfer activity. Gene Ontology annotation, cellular component: plasma membrane.